Molecule: messenger RNA, 810 nt
Organism: Sinocyclocheilus grahami
Lineage: Eukaryota; Metazoa; Chordata; Actinopteri; Cypriniformes; Cyprinidae
Product: ephrin type-A receptor 7
Exons: 5
Coding region: 1-810 (269 amino acids)
Biological process (GO): protein phosphorylation; ephrin receptor signaling pathway; axon guidance
Cellular component (GO): dendrite; plasma membrane
Molecular function (GO): transmembrane-ephrin receptor activity; protein binding
Source: RefSeq, a predicted model, not a curated record
AUGUCUGGAGUAGCAGGCCGAAAGAACAGCCUGAAUGACAAUAACCCUCAUCCCUUUGUCAGACACAUGAAGAGGACAACGCCUUCCCAGGUUAACGAGCUGCGAGCGGAGAAGGUUGAGCAGCGCAGUGUGACUCUGGUUUGGAGGGAACCCGCCGUGUAUCCCAACAGCAGCCGCACUGAAUACGAGAUCAAAUACUAUGAGAAGGAUCAGAAAGAUCAGAGCUAUUCCACGGUGAAGACGGCCGCCACCAGAAUCAGCGUCAACAACCUGAAACCAGGCACCACCUAUGUCUUCCUCAUCCGCACCUGCUCCAGCCCAGCACUUUCGUCUCUUUCUUCCUCUCCUCUUUCUUCUUCCUCCUCCUCCUCCUCUUUGUCUCCAUCUUCCCUGUCUGCUUCCUCUUCCUCUUCCAGCCCCGUGGCAGCUGUGUCGCCCCCUCCGCUCGACUACGGGGCAUACAGCGCACCGCUGGAGCUGCAGACGCUUGGGGAAUUGGCCCUGGCCUCUAGUGAACAGAGUCCUGUGGUGAUCAUCGUGGUAGUUUCGGUGGCUGCUCUCAUCAUGUUACUGACUCUUGGAGUUGGAUUGCUCAUCUGGAGAAGACAACAAAACCGUCCCACGUGCACAGAAGUGCUCCCGCGACGCACGAGUGCAUGUAUGCAAUACAUGAGGAAAAUCACCACUCAUGUGUUUUCACAAGGUCAUCAAGUUCUUCCACAGUGGGACAUAAAAGAACCGUACAGUUGUCGCUGUGGUGCAGUGGUUACUGUACAUGUUGUGAUGCUCAUGCGGAUGGUGCAGGUUUGA